CCCACGACUAAGAAGCUUGAAGUCCUGCUCAUCAAGCGCUCCGAUAGCGGCGACUGGGCGUUCGCUGGCGGCAUGGUCGACGACCAGGUGCGUGGGGAGAGACCAGAGGGACACACAUAUCUGUCUGUACUCAAAAACGUCAAUCUGCCCUACGCAUGCAUGUCUUGAUUGUACAGGAGUACAUGACCCCCGUCACAACUGCCGCACGGUGGGGCGUAAGCGUGAGGCUAGCUUGCGCUCGUGUCUUUCCCGAUCGAUCAUGCCUGCAGGGAGCUGAUUGAGGAGACCCUCACAGGCAAAGACGCAAAAUCCAUCUGCGACAACUGGAGCACCAUCAAGAAAAAGAAGAGCCUUAAGGUCAUGAUGACCACAAUGGGCCUGGACGUGGGCAAGGGAGACAUCAAAUUCGCCUGCAAGGGCGGCGAGGACAAGUGCAAGGAAGUCGACUGCGAGGCGGCGGUCUCCGAGGAAGGUGUCCAGAAGCUGCUGAGCUCGGCUGCACUGGUGUACGCAGGAUACGGUACGUACGUACAUCGAGAGAUACGUACAGGAAAGGAUACCAACGUUGGUACAAAUGUACUGAUUCCCUGAGUGGAUCGAUGGCUCACCAUUUACUCCUGCGUUCGUUCAGUUGACGAUCCCCGCAACACCGACAACGCCUGGAUGGAGUCGUUCGCUUUGGCAUGGAUGGUCCCUGACGACCUCGCUGACCGGGUCACCGACCUGCCUGGAGGGUCCGACUCCACCGAAGGUCGGUGACAGUGACACGCCCAUGCAUACGUGCAAACCGACGACUUCUCGUCUGCAUCUGCAUGUAAUGUUGAUGGAUACAGUUGCCUGGUGGCCCAUCCACAAAUCGAUCCCCAAGGGCAGCGGGGAGGAGGCCCCGAUGCUCAAGGACGGGACGCUAUUCGCCAGCCACUCGUUCUUUCUGCGCGCCGGCACCCACGCCCUCCUUGAGCUCCCCAAGGUGCGAGGCACCAUUACCAACUACGCUGCUAUCCAGAAGGCGUUGGCGAAAGGUGAGUGAGUGGGGGGAGGGGGCUGGUUCUUGAUUCGAUGGUUUGUGCAUGCUUGCAGCCGAGAAGCAAAGCCCCUACAAUCUCUACUUGAAGUGAGUACACGUCGAUUCAUCCAUGUCGCAU
Messenger RNA from Vitrella brassicaformis, 1145 nucleotides. The record is from the annotation of a GenBank genome assembly. Lineage: Eukaryota; Vitrellaceae.